Messenger RNA from Lodderomyces oxycetoniae, 603 nucleotides. RefSeq names its product 60S ribosomal protein uL13 (gene RPL16A). Gene Ontology annotation, molecular function: structural constituent of ribosome; mRNA binding. Gene Ontology annotation, cellular component: ribosome; cytosolic large ribosomal subunit. The record is from RefSeq and is a predicted model, not a curated record. NCBI's taxonomy places the organism in Eukaryota, Fungi, Ascomycota, Pichiomycetes, Serinales, Debaryomycetaceae. Gene Ontology annotation, biological process: translation; negative regulation of translation. The transcript has a single exon. The coding region runs from base 1 to 603 and encodes 200 amino acids.
AUGUCUAACUUUGAGCCAGUUGUUGUAAUUGACGGUAAGGGCCAUUUAUUAGGUCGUUUAGCCUCCAUAAUCUCCAAACAGAUUCUUAACGGCCAAAAAGUUGUUGUUGUUAGAUGUGAAGAAUUGAACAUUUCUGGAGAGUUUUUCAGAAACAAAUUAAAGUACCACGACUACUUGAGAAAAUCUACUAGAUAUAACAAAACCAAGGGACCUUUCCAUUUCAGAGCUCCUUCAAGAAUUUUAUACAAGGCUAUCAGAGGUAUGAUUCCACACAAAACAGCAAGAGGUAAAGCUGCUUUAGAAAGAUUAAAGGUUUUCGAAGGUGUUCCACCACCAUACGAUAAGAAAAAGAGAGUUGUUGUGCCACAAGCUUUAAGAGUCUUGAGAUUGAAACCAGGUAGAAAAUACACUACUGUUGGUAAAUUGUCAUCAUCCGUUGGUUGGAAAUACGAGUCAGUUGUUAAGACUUUGGAAGAAAAGAGAAAAUUACAAUCUGCUGAAUAUUACGCUAAGAAGAGAGCUUUGAACAAGAAGUUGAAUGCUGCUAAGGCUUCUACUGCCGAUUCUGAAACUGCCCAAAAAUUGGCAACUUUCGGAUACUAA